AUGUCCCCGUCUCUAUCUUCCCCGUGGCCCCAAUCGCUGUGGCCUUACCGCUACACCUCCCUGACAUCUCAGCAGCUUCGCGAGCGGCGGGAACUCCUUUCGCUCCGUGGAAACUACGCACAGCUAUCUGCUCUCGUUCUGCUUCUGCUGCUCAGUGUUUAUAGAUUUGCAACAAGCAACCUCGGGACGAAGGGUAUCGAGAGGAGAUCCACGCUGGUAUCAGCAUGGCUGGAUUCUCCAUUCAUGUAUGGCGCGACGGAGAUGAGGAGACAUUAUCUCGUUGCGGCGGGAUGGUUGGUAUGGUUAUUGGCGCUCUCCGCCUGGAAAACGGGCGACGACCACCUUCAUCUUACUAGAUCCAUCGCCCACACGGCCAUGGCCACAACUCCUCUCCAUCUUCUUCUCUCGCCCAAACUCUCCCCAACUUUCAAUCCUUUCACUCAGGUCCUGUCACGACUUCUACACCUGCCCCAAACAUAUCUAACCCCCUACCACCGGCUCUUCGGCCGCCUCGUCAUUCCCACACUCCUCUCGCUUCAUGCAUUCCUCUACAUAAUGUUCUUUGUGCAAAAUGGGUUGCUGGAGAAACGAUUGAACGAUGCUGAUGUGCAGUUCGGUAUUGUAGGAAUCCUAGUCAUGGGGGCUUUGGUGGGCAUGAGUGGAUGGGUGAAGAAAAGGGGGUCUAGUAAAAGGGCCUCGGGAUCAGUGUCAAGAGGUACAGCGUAUCUUAUACAUGUUUCGUUGGCUAUGUGUUUGUUGGCGGUGGCAUACUGCCAUGUGGAGUAUGCGAGGAAGUUUGUCGUGCAAGCUGUAGGGAUUUAUGGGGUAGAUGUGGGAAGUUGGGUGAUUAAGAAGGUUGUUGAGAGGGAUGUGAUUAUGAGAUGA
Paracoccidioides brasiliensis Pb18 is the source of this 885-nucleotide messenger RNA. RefSeq lists its product as uncharacterized. The transcript is spliced from 2 exons. The record is from RefSeq and is a predicted model, not a curated record. Bases 1 to 885 code for a protein of 294 amino acids.